This is a messenger RNA of Exophiala bonariae, 3255 nucleotides long. RefSeq lists its product as uncharacterized. Bases 1 to 3255 code for a protein of 1084 amino acids. NCBI's taxonomy places the organism in Eukaryota, Fungi, Ascomycota, Eurotiomycetes, Chaetothyriales, Herpotrichiellaceae. Gene Ontology annotation, molecular function: DNA-binding transcription factor activity. The transcript has 6 exons. Gene Ontology annotation, biological process: regulation of DNA-templated transcription. The record is from RefSeq and is a predicted model, not a curated record.
AUGGCUCCUGGAGGCGAGCAAUCCGGUCCUACACCGAUCGCAAUUGCGAAACGGCGCACCCGCAAUCGUGUUGCACAAAGGUCGUUCAGGGAGCGGCAAGCACGAUAUGUAAAGGAAUUGGAGCAUAAGGUUGCUCAGACAUCACAGGACGAAAGUCCAAGGCUUAAGAGGUCAGAGCAAGAAUGCCAUAGACUACGUGAGGCCUUGAUGGCCACAAAGACUCGAAUCUUGGGCCUAUGCACGGUAUUGUCUGGAAUUGCAGAUAAUAUCGACACAUCAUUGGACUGCCUCACAGACGGUAUUGAGAUUGGGUUGUCUCAAGAUCAAAGUCAAGGUCAAGACAGUGAUGGGCACGGCCAACAAGACGGUAGUCAAGUUGACGUCGAUGGAGAUAUUGACGGGCCUGAGUCAUCUUUGUAUGAUAUCCAAACCAGUAACCCACAGCACAAGGAUUUGUUAGACGAAAAUCGAACAAUUGGUACAGCCAUCGAGUCGCAGAGUAUACUUGGCAACGAACCUCAACAAACCAUAAGUGGACUUGAUCAAGUUUCCUGGGUGAAUGGCCAGCACAACAAUAUUAUGUCUACCAAUCCAUUCUUAUCUCCAAACACCCUCAUGCAGACGGCCAAUCAUACACAGCAGCCUAGCAAUCACACAUACACAGAUUUCAUUGACCACGAGGUAUCUCGAUGGCCACGGGACGAAAAUCAAUCAGAGAGCGCGCAAAUGCACUUCCCCUUCUUCAAUUCUAGUUCUCCUGGUGAGAGCAUGAAGUUUCCAGUUAUGAAUAUCGGAUUUCCACCAGGUGUUGCAAGUUUUCCUUCUUUAUUCUCGGCGCACCUUGCUGUGUGCGAGUACUUCACCAAACAAAAUCAAGCUUAUCGGGAUCGACUUCAGAUAGGGGGCAAAGAAUCCUAUGCCAAACUAAUAACCACAAUGGUUAACAUGUUUGUCAAUACUUGUUGGCCAGAUAUGAGGAUUUGGUGGGCGUACAUACAGUCUUCAACUGUUGUUGAGAAGCUUGUGCGCUGGAAACUUGAUCCUUGUCUGGAGACUUACAAGUCUUUGCCUUUGACCCAUCGCCCGACAGCACUCCAAUUAUGUACCGCGCAUCCAGAUAUUAUUGAUUGGGCAUUCUUUCCCUCAAUUCGAGAUCGCAUGAUAGAGCUGUAUUCACACAGUUGGAUGUUGGAUGAGAUCGUGUGCGAACUUGUCAACGCGUAUGUUGUGGAAGCAGACCUAACCAGACUUGUGACUGGAAUGGAGAACUUCCCAGCUCGGAAAGGAUAUUUCAGCAUCUGGGAUAUUGUACAGACAAUUUCCCGCGAAGGCACAGGAGUACAUCCAGCUCAGCCUAACCCAGAUUUGUGGGGAAGUGAAAUUCAUCUAGAUGAAGGACUGUUCGCAGGGCCCACGAGUCCUUUCGAAAUUGAGCAGCCAGGGAGCGAUGGAACUUGGAUCAAAAUGCCGUUUGACCAAAUCUAUCAGUCACGGAAAGCGGCAUUGAAACUAUUCAGGUUGUUGCACAUGGAAGACCGGCGUACUGUCAAGGUAGACCCUGUCUUUGCAGCUGCGCAUCCCGAGCUAUGUGAUGAUUAUUAUCAGGGAAAGCGAGUGCCAAAACCAUUGGCGAUGAUAACGAAUAGGCCAGAGGAUGCGAGCUUUGAGAUCGAUGUCAAUGGAACUCAGAUUCGAGGGUUGUCUUCACAACUGCGAGUAGCGAAAUUCCUCGGAAUACCCUAUGCAAAAGUUAAACAGAGAUUCAGCAUUGCCCAGAGGAUAUAUCUCGCCUCAUUAGGAGACAGGGUAGAUGCAACAAACUUCGGGCCACGCUGCCCCCAAUCCUUCAACCAUGGGCCUCAAAGGCGCAAACACCUAUACCAAGGAGUUCGGCUUCCAUCCAACAGCCCUGCUUCUGAACAUGACUGCUUGAAUCUCAACGUCUACACUCCAGUGCAGGCUGUAUCGGAAAAGUCAAGUCUCCCUGUUCUUGUCUGGAUCCACGGUGGUGGUUGGGUAUUUGGCGAUGGGGGUGCUGAGUAUGAGGGGACAUUCAUUGUGCAGGAGGCCUCUAGAGUCGACAAACCCAUUAUUUUUGUCACGCUCAACUAUCGACUAGGAUAUUAUGGAUUUCUCAGUUCUCGCGAGUUGCAAAUGGAAGCCGAAGCCGAAAACAAAGAGUACUGUCCGAACCUGGGACUUCAUGAUCAACGUCAGGCAUUACAAUGGGUUCAAGACAACAUCGCAUAUUUUGGCGGAGAUCCUUCCAAUGUGACUGUUGCUGGGCAAUCAGCCGGAGCUUGGUCGGCUCUAAGCCACCUUGUCACUAACAUGGCACUGUGUAAGAGAGGUCUAAUCAUGUCAGCGACUGUCAUCUCUUUCCCAACUGAGAACGAGAAUCAAGAGGUUUUCGACACCUUGGUUGCAAGAGCUGGUAUUGACCCAAACGCCUCAGCCCAGGAGAAAUUGGCAGCGCUGAGGAGUCUCAGUGAUGAGCAGAUGACAGCAUGGCUAGAUGGAGCCGUUCUCAUUCGCCCAUCUUGGGACCCGAAAUGGUUUUCGGCCUUGAAUGGACCAUCAAGACUUGACGAGACCAAAUCUCUUCCCGACUGGGUCGAAGGUAUUUUGAUUGGGUCUACCAAGGACGAAACCGCAAAUAUCCGACCUUUCUGGACACCAUUCACGCCAGAGGUCAUCCUCAGCGCCGUCAAAUCAGUCGUGCCAAACCAGAAGAUGGGCGACGAAAUCGUCCACACGUACGGCAUAGCCUCUAAAUUCCAUCAAGACACUUUGAAAGGAUUACUCGAUCUUACUACUGAGAGCUUUUUUGGACUGUUUCCACAAGUUUUGGGCCAGCUUCGAGCACCAGUGAGUGUCUAUCAUUUCGAGCAACCCGACACGUUUGAGGAAAGCAACUACAGAGGCAAGGCUUAUCAUUGCCUAGAUCUACCAUUUCUGUGUAGGAUGCCUGCUGUCGCAGGUGCCAAUGCGGAUCCCGAUAUGAAGUUGACUUCUGAUGCGUUGACGACGGCAAUCUCGACAUUCGUUCAUGGAAAGCAGCCAUGGGAACCUUUCCACCAUUCUCAGAAGGUAAUGGUAUUCAGAGGGAGAGAGUCUGGAUUACAACAAUGGCCUUCUAAUGAACGAUGGAGGCAAUUCUUCACUAGCUCAGAGCGAUCACGAGCGUUGGUAGAUACUGGUCGUCUAGUGAUGACAUAUAAUCUGGCGCAGCUUGAAAGGGAGGGCUUAGAAUGA